AUGCCGACCUUGGAAGACCACCCACCACAGAGGUUGCGCUAUACCCGGUUGGAAACACCAGACUUGGAAGAUUAUGAUCAUCCAGGCACGCCCAGCGCCGGGUCAGACUCUGCGUCUCUGCGGGAAGAUUCUAUGGCACUUGACAAACCGUUGACGCCUGCGGCCCCGUCCGCCUCCAAUACCAAACUUGACGAUCGGGAUGAAGAUUCCUAUCUUUUACCAUUUCUUCCUCCAUUUCCAGUCACUAUCCAACAAGAUACCGAAGACGACCUCAAAGAACAGGAGCGGGAAGAACAGUUACGGCGAGAAGAGGAAUUGCAAAAGCAGAAGGAAGCGGAGCGAACGGAAAAGGAAUCUACCGAAGAUGGAGCCAUCGUUCAGAGCAUUCCAGCCAACUAUAUAGUCCCGGCUCCCUACGAAAUGAGCAAGCUUCAAGCUCGGGGGACAUGGCAUCUACCAUCAAUCUCACACUCGGUAAUUAGUGAUGUGGAAGAAAAAGGAACCAGCGGCCCUUCAUCCGUACCCUUUGUGCGUGGCUCCUCGACGACUGAAGAGCUCUUGUCCGCCCUUCAUGCGCUCUCACCUUCAACAUCGACAGAUAGUGUUCCCCCUACGCCCUCGGCAAGCUCCUUUCAUUCCAUUUCGACCAAUCCAUCCCGGCACAAAGUCUCCUUGGUGUUUUUGGGAACAACUCCAGCACGGUUCAAUACGCCUGAUACGUUAUUCGGUCUAGGGGCAUCGUUGAGCGUCACUCCACGUCCCAGUAAUCCCCUGCCGACGUACGUUCACGCAUUAGAAGAGCAGCCUGGAGCUCGAGAUCCGAAAGCAGCCAAAGGCAAGCCAGUGGGAGAUCUUCCUCUUCCUCCUAGCCAAGGUAGAAGCGUUGGAGUCCCCGCUACCAUUAUCAAUGCUGUAUCCGGGUCUUCGAGUAGAAUUCCCGUUGUUGGACGAGCAUUGCUCUCUAAACCCACCUUCACUCGGACCAAAAGAUUAGGACCUCCUCCAGCUCAAAAAAGAGACGAAAAGCUCCUUCUUUACCAUCCCCCCAAUCCCCCACUUCCUGCACACUGGAAUACUGCGGUGUCCGGCUCCAAUGCCACGGCAAAUAUCGGCCAUGACCACACCAAAGGAAGGCAAGAGCGAAACCCCUUCGGCGUUGCAGAAGCUACGCUCGGCUACACAUGGGACUGGAAUGUCAAAUUACCUCGGGAAGGCUUGGAGAAGGUAAAGUCAUUGACGACAGCCCCUCCUCCUUCUGCGACCCAUGGUCCCGGCGAGUCGCAAUUGACAAACCCUGUCCAGCCCAACGGCUCAAACGGUCACCCUACUAAGGAACGCUUGCUUCCAAAGCUCAGCGUUAGUGUUCCGGGUAGGAAACAGAGCAUGCUCUCAACAUCAACGCCUGUAUCGGGGAACCCUCUUGUCGCACGAAUACCGACACUAGGGGAGCGAACACACUCGAAUUCUGGACUGACGAGUUCGAUGCUGCCUCCGCCACUUCCAGGCUCUGCCGUGAGUGGAAAUGGCGAGCCACCACGAAAGCCUAUCCUCUCUAUUCGACUUACACAUAAUCGCUCGUCGAGCCAGCCCAGUGUGAAAGACUCUGGUGAUAUCCGCACUGCGUCUCCGGACCUAAACCCAGUUUCCAACAUCAAAACGGAGGGCAUUGAGGAAAAGGUCGUACUGCACGAAUCACCCAUGGAUACAGACGUGGACACCAUGCUAGCCUCUACCGUUCCCUUUGAUGAAAAACCUCCACUCUCGACCGUGCAGAGGUUGGAUAGCGUCGGUGACAUGGACAUUGACGCUGCUCUUGCCGAGGUAAUCGGAGAGGAUACGAAUGAGAUGACAAAAGUUAACGGUGAUCAAGACGAAGAUGCAGAUCUGGAGGACGUUUUUGGGAUGUCUCCAACAACGGUGCCGCCGUCCACCGCCAACCAUGUGCACAAAGGAUUACUCCCAGCAUCAGACGAGGACGUCGAUUUGGAUGAUUUGCUGUUGAGCGGAGACCCUAAGGGCCCGACGACGGAAGAGCACGAUCACUCGUUUGAUCUGAGUAUCACUGCGGUUGGAGAUCCACCUCUUCCUCCGGGGGACGGCAGCUCCUACAUAUUUUCGGAAAUGGACCGCAUACCGGCUACUACCGCUGGGACAAUGUCGUUCUCUUCAAGUACAACUCUACCGCUUGCAACCAGUGCACUCCGAACAACAACCACUCCACUAAUUCCGACCCCUCAACAACAUCAAUCCAAUGGGGUUGUUUCUCAACAGGUCCCAGAAACGCUGGAGCGUAGCUACUUUGCAGAACAUCUCGAACAUAAGGACGACCCCUCGACCACACUCGUAUCCGUCCAAAAGGAGUCCUCGUCGACGCCACUUGUCCCGCCUCAAGGUCACUAUUAA
This is a messenger RNA of Serendipita indica DSM 11827, 2403 nucleotides long. NCBI's taxonomy places the organism in Eukaryota, Fungi, Basidiomycota, Agaricomycetes, Sebacinales, Serendipitaceae. The record is from the annotation of a GenBank genome assembly.